AUGCAUGCAACCGAAAACUCACUCGCCGUUGGUGCCCCAAAGCCCAAACCUUGUCUCUGCUUCUCCAUCUACCCUCACCUUCGACGACCCCGUCUCUGGAAUCUCGUCAUAGCUGUUUCAGUUCCCCUGUACCCUCCCUCUUCACUUCUUACGCACUCUCUCCCUACAAGGUUUUUUUUUUUUUCUUCAGAAGCCAUGAAGGUGCGGUCAUCUGUGAAGAAGAUGUGUGAAUUUUGUCAGAUAGUUAAACGUCGAGGACGUAUCUAUGUGAUUUGCUCUGGGAACCCUAAGCACAAGCAACGGCAAGGCUUGGCAACAUUUGCAAGUGAAGGCCCAUCUCCUCCAGUGUCCACGGUGACAAGUAGCUGCAAGAUGGAACUUAAGCCCCAAAUAUCGAGACCAUGUCUGAUUUCUGCUACCCCUCAAAGGCACAGCUUGUCUACGUUGUAUGGAUGGAGGGUGGGAUUGGCCUCUAUUUUUUCUAUGAAGUAG
Messenger RNA from Sphenostylis stenocarpa, 492 nucleotides. Lineage: Eukaryota; Viridiplantae; Streptophyta; Magnoliopsida; Fabales; Fabaceae. The record is from the annotation of a GenBank genome assembly.